CAGUGAUAUAAACAUAAACCAUCCUCUGUCCGAGAUAUAAAAGAAAAGAGGGGCGACAGAGAUUCAAUUCAUGGCAGCCAAUUCAGGGCUCGGUCCGUCCAUUGAUGAAGAAAGGUGGGUGAGCCUGAGUAACAGAGCCUUACAGUCAGAACUCAUCUUAGAAAUCGAUGGCUUUUCUCCAACAAUCUUUCAAGUCCCCAAGUCCGUCAGCGAAACCAAGCCAGAAGCCUACACCCCUCUGCUACUCGGCAUGGGACCGUACCAUCAUCUCCGGCCCGACCUCCACGCCGCAAACCUCCAGAAGCUCGUCGCCCUCAACAAAUUUCUUGGAAAAAACCCAUCCAAUAACCUCUCCAAACACAUCCUCAAAAAGAUGAGGGAUUUGGAGCUGCUGGUUCGGGCCAGCUACGACCAGUACGUGGAUCUGGAUUGCUCCACCCUAGACUACAUCCUCGCCGUUGAUUCUUUCUACCUGCUCGUUUUUUUGGGUAUGUACGGGAAGAAAACUCCCACUCUCGGACCCGGUUGCCAAGAGCUUGCCAAGGACAUCUUGAAGUUUGAGAAUCAAAUCCCGGCACGUGCCGUAGAAGAGAUGGGGAAUCAGCUAGGUAUCCCAACAAGCAAGCUGCAUUCAGAACUCUUUUACUACCUAUGCAAAGCUCACUCUCCGCUCAAACUUGAUAUGGGUUUCGUGAACGACUGCUAUGAGGGCAGUCACCUGCUGGCACAUAUGUAUCAUCGGGUCAUAAACAACCGGGGUGGACCAGUGACGCGGUUAAUGUCUGCAGGGGGCAAAAGCACAGAGGACGGAAUAGAGGCAUUAAAAGAUUUAAGUGAAUUACUUGGAGUAGGAGCAUCCAAAUGGAUUAAUCCAAUGCUAUUAGCUUUGGAGGCAUUACAAGUUUUGGAGAUUAGCAGCAAGUUAGCUGAUGAGAUUACUAAGAUUAAACUAUCAAAACCACCAAAGAAGAGUCAUCAAAUUCCUUCAGCAUCGGAUCUGUCCAAGAAACACAAUGUGGGUUUCAGGCUGCUGGAAUGUGAAGGGAUUAGGGAUAUCAAAUUUGACCUCCAGGACGACAUAAGAACGGUUUCUCUGCCUCAGAUCACUUUAAAAUGCGAUUCAGAGGUGGUUUUAAGAAACCUGCUGGCAUAUGAAUCUGCCAUUGCAAUCCCAGAGUCAGCCUUUGAGCUUGCUGGAUAUAUUCACCUGAUGAGCAACAUACUGCAGACACCUGAUGACGUGGCGUUGCUACGGGGGAAGGAUAUCAUCAAGGGAGACCUAACAGACGGAGAAGUUCUUGAAAUCUUCAACGGGGUCGGAAAAACUGUGGGGAACUCGAAGCCGAAGAAGGAGUGUGCAAGCAGGGAAGUGGUGAAACAAGUGAAGCAAAUGGUGGAGGAAUGGGAGAAGAGGAAGAGGUAUGUGUGGAAAAGGGUGUGGAAGCUUGUUGAGAAGAAGGUUGACAAUGGUGUGGAGUUGAUGAGGAAGCCCGUGGGAACUGGUAUGAAGUGUCUAUUGAGAUAUUUGGUAUUUUUAAUAUUCUUAUUAUAUUCUUAUUAUAUAUUAUCACACAUGUAAUAAGUUGGCUUGUACUGCAUGCCUACUUGCAUGACCCAUGCAAGUUGUAUUCUCUCUCUUGUAAUCAUCUACCAUGCAUGUAUGCUAUAAAUAUGGCAUAUGCAUUGUUCAAUAAAGAUACGAAGGAGA
Molecule: messenger RNA, 1708 nt
Organism: Cuscuta europaea
Lineage: Eukaryota; Viridiplantae; Streptophyta; Magnoliopsida; Solanales; Convolvulaceae
Source: the annotation of a GenBank genome assembly